AUGGCACCCAUCUUCUACAUUGGUCCACGAGCAGGUGCGGGUUGCAGCCAGUCCAACAGUCCAUGUCUCGGUAACCCCGAAACUGAUGGCAAUGCCCUCCGUGCAGACGUUACAGUAGAAGCAGUUGCCGACCUGAUUCCAGGUCUGGUACCAGUACCCCCAGUUGCUGGUGUCGUACCACUGCUGCAACUCGCUAUGGCAAACCGGCGGCGCCGACUCCCGCUUGGUCAGGCUGCUAAUGAAUUCGGCGGAUCGGUUGCGGACCACGUCACCAGGCUUAUAUUCGACGGUGGUCACGUUGUUCCGCUCUCGGAUGGUCUGCAGUUGCUCACGGGUAUACAUAUUCCGUUUGAUCUCGAUGGUCCCAUUAGGGUGCGUAAUCUGCGUGAUGAUAUCUGGGCUGGGUUGGCGUACGAGUUGACAGAGCGGGUCCGUAGUUCCCUCAGUACAGGGCAUAAAGGUGGCAUUUGUCGGGGGCCCAUUACCGUCCGAUCUUAA
Molecule: messenger RNA, 498 nt
Organism: Penicillium daleae
Lineage: Eukaryota; Fungi; Ascomycota; Eurotiomycetes; Eurotiales; Aspergillaceae
Exons: 2
Coding region: 1-498 (165 amino acids)
Source: RefSeq, a predicted model, not a curated record